CGUGUCUGCUUUCUCUGCAGCGGGAGCCCAGCAUUGAUCUGCUGCAGGCCUUUGUGGAGCACUGGAAGGGCAUCACACAGUACUACAUUGAGAGCACAGAUGAAAACACCCCGGCCAAGAAAACAGAUAUUCCCUGGCGGCUGAAGCAGAUGCUGGACAUCCUGGUAUAUGAAGAGAGGCAGCAGGCAGCUGCUGGCGAGGCUGGGCCAUGUCUCGAAUACCUACUACAGCACAAGAUACUGGAGACCCUGUGCACACUGGGCAAGGCUGAGUACCCCCCAGGCAUGCGGCAGCAGGUGUUCCAGUUCUUCAGCAAGGUCCUGGCCCAGGUGCAGCACCCCCUGUUGCACUACCUCAGUGUCCACAGACCUGUGCAGAAACUUCUUCGAAUUGGUGGGACAGCCCCUGGGUCCCUCACAGAAAAGGAGGAGGUACAAUUCACCAGUGUCCUCUGCUCUAAGAUCCAGCAAGAUCCAGAGCUGCUUGCCUAUAUCCUGGAAGGUAAAAAGAUUAUAGAUAAGAAGAAGGCAUUCAGAGAAUCUACCGCUCUGCCUAAAGACACAGCUGGCCACAGGGAUAAGGACUAUCCCCACAACAGGGAUCCCCAACUGGAUAGGGAGUGCUGUGGUGUCCCUGCCUUGAACAGUCCUCUGCCUGCUAAGCCUGAGGGGACAGAAAAUGGGCCUGGGGAGAGCAACCUCAUCACCUCUCUGCUUGGGCUAUGCAAGAGCAAGAAGGGUCGGGUAGCCCUGAAGGCCCAGGAGAAUCUGCUGCUCCUGGUAAGCGUGGCCUCCCCAGCAGCUGCCGCCUACUUGACACAGAACAGCUCCUGCUGUGUGGCAAUUGCCAAGCAUCUCUGCCAGCUGUACCAGUCCAUGCCUACCUUCCUUGACCCAGGAGACAUCGCCACUUUAGAGGGCAUCAGUUGGAGGUUACCCAGUGCCCCAUCUGAUGAGGCAUCCUUCCCUGGCAAGGAAGCCCUGGCUGCCUUCCUGGGCUGGUUUGAUUACUGUGACCACCUUAUCACAGAGGCACACACGGUGGUUGCAGAUGCCUUGGCAAAGGCUGUGGCUGAGAAGCUAUUUGUAGAGACCCUGCAGCCCCAGCUUCUACAUGUGUCUGAGCAGAGCAUCCUGACCUCCACCGCCCUGCUGACAGCUAUGCUGCGCCAGCUGCACUCCACUGCACUGCUGCAGGAGGCUGUGGCCUUCCUCCUGGGCACUGACCAGCAGCCUACAGCCCCCCAGAGCAGCCCCUGCACCCUGGGUGCACACCUCAUCAUGCACUGUGACCAUCUGUCUGAUGAGAUCAGCAUUGCUACUCUGCGGCUAUUUGAGGAGCUGCUCCAGAAGCCCCACGAGCAAGUUAUCCGCAGCCUAGUCUUGUGCAACCUCGAGGGCCGCCUGUAUGUGGCUCGGGGCUCUCAGGAACCAGAGAGCUAUGAGGACACUCUGGAUCUGGAAGAAGACCCCUACUUCACAGAUGGCUUCCUUGAUUCUGGCCUUCAGCCCUCCACAAAGCCUCCGCCAGCUCCUGCUACCAGUUCUGAUGGGAAAACAGCAGUGACUGAGAUUGUCAACAGCUUCCUUUGCCUAGUCCCUGAGGAAGCCAAGACAUCAGCCUUCCUGGAGGAGAAUGGAUAUGACACAUACGUCCACGAUGCCUAUGGACUGUUCCAGGAGUGCAGCUCCCGUGUGGCCUCCUGGGGCUGGCCCCUGAGCCUUGCACCCUUGGACCCUCAUGAGCCUGAAAGACCUUUCUUUGAGGGUCACUUUCUUCAAGUGCUCUUUGAUCGCAUGGCCCGGAUUUUGGAUCAGCCGUAUAGCUUGAACCUACAAGUGACCUCAGUCCUGUCCCGGCUCGCCCUCUUCCCCCACCCCCAUAUCCACGAGUACCUCCUGGAUCCCUACAUCAGUCUGGCUCCUGGCUGCAGGAGCCUGUUCUCUGUGCUUGUCAGGGUGAUUGGAGACUUAAUGCAAAGAAUUCAGAGGGUACCCCAGUUUCCAGGCAAACUGCUUAUGGUACGAAAACAACUGAUGGGCCAAAUCCCCGGAGAGCAUCUGGACCACCAGACCCUCCUCCAGGGUGUGGUAGUACUUGAGGAAUUCUGCAAGGAGCUGGCUGCAAUUGCAUUCGUCAAGUUUCCCCCACAUGGUCCUCACCUGAACUUCUCUCCACCCCCGGAAGAACAAGUCUGAGCCAGAAGCAUGAUGGGCGGGGGAAGGCGCCUCCUGCCUGGUCCUGCUGCCACUGUCCUCCAAGCUGGGGGUUUCAGCUCCCAGGCUAACUGUAGGACACGUUGGCCUGAUGACCACAUGAACCUAGGUUUUAAGGAAGUGCUGAGGAGCAAAAGAGCUGGCUUCUCAGGCCACAUGAUAACCUUGGGGCCUUUUCAGAGCACCUGGACGAUGGCCAGCGAGCACCUUCAUGUGUUGUGUGACUGUCCUUGCUAUACAGUGACCAGAACCACAACAUGAGACAACUCCUGGGAUAAAGGGAAUAAGCUGCUGGCCCCGAGGCUGGCUAGGAACCCCCACCAGAGAGACAGGACCAGGAGGCCUCUGUUGCAUUAGGUGUCAUGGAAGCUGCCAGGACUCAACAGGUUUCUUUCUGGCUUCCGUGGCUUGAGCAGUGGUGAAGCAGCAGCACAGGGGACUGAGGGGAAGCCCCCUCUUCUUUCUCUGCCCUCCUGGAGACUGUUGCAAAAUUCCCAAUCGCCUCAUGGCAAAUGCCCAAAGCAUGCUCCUCGCCCAGGCGGGGGCAGCUGCUAACGAGAACUUUGGCGUAGCUGCAGCCAGGGCUCCAGCUCCAGCUGGUUCCUCUCUGGCGCCUUCCUCCGAACCCGUCUCAGCAGGUCCACAACACCUGGGCAAGAGAGGUCAGUGACCAGGGGAGGUAGGCCUUGCCCUCUGAAUCCUGCCCAGCACCAAGCACUCCCAGUGGAAUGAGUUGGAGAGGACAGGGACUUGGGAUACAAGUGGGAUAGGGUACCCCAACUCCAGACCUCCAAGUCCUGGCAGCGAGGGGCUAAGGCCCAAGCAGCUAGCUCUGGUGUUCUUCAUGUGCCCUCCGUGGCUGGGGCUGCCACCCCACCCAGCCUGAAUCUGUCUCAACCUGCAAGAACACACAGGCGGCGCCAGGCAUUACCUCACAACAAAACUGCAGUUGUUGGCUUCGCUCCUGGGCAAGGAGGAGCAGGCCAGAGCCCCUUUCGCUUCCUUUUCCUGCCCAUGCCGCCUCUCGAAGCUGGGCACAGGUUGCCAAGAGGUGACAUGAAAGAGGAGGAAACUCAAUGACCUCUACCUCUCCCGCAUUCCUCCCAGCGGGGGAGGACUUCACUGCUGCUCUGAAGAGCAUCAUGCAUGCAUGCGUGUAUGUGCGUGUGCACAGGUGCUGGUGUGGGACAGGAGCAGAUCUCCCUGGGUGGAUUGGGUCUGCACUCUUCAGAUUCGUACACGUUUGAGGGUCUGGGUGUCAAAGACCCUGACCUCUAUUCAAUGCACUUUGGCAUUUGCACGGUGUCAUCCCUACACAGCACAGCAAUAAACUGUGAGUGUGUGGACACAGUGACUGUU
This is a messenger RNA of Nannospalax galili (Upper Galilee mountains blind mole rat), 3575 nucleotides long. It is a transcript of the gene Fhip2b, whose product is annotated as family with sequence similarity 160 member B2. The coding region runs from base 150 to 2198 and encodes 682 amino acids. The transcript has 16 exons. The record is from RefSeq and is a predicted model, not a curated record. NCBI's taxonomy places the organism in Eukaryota, Metazoa, Chordata, Mammalia, Rodentia, Spalacidae.